AUGGGGCACAUCAACGGAGAGAAGCCGCCGUGGAUCAUCGUGCGGCUUCUGCAGAUCCUCAAGCGCCGCGAGAAAGCGGCUGGAGGCCAGAGGAAAACCUUGCGGCAGCAAAACCGGCGAGACCAAGAGAGCAACAACGCAUCCAGUGACGCGAAGAAGAAGACUUUCGCCGGUCCUGUGCCAUCGAUCGACGGCACUAGAAGCAGCAGGGUCGUCAGCGGGAAUGGAGGAGGAGGGGCAAGGGGCCGUAGCACCGCGGACCCAGGCGGCGAGAUCCUCACCCCUCCCUCUCCUCCGCUCCCCGGCCUCGUCCCGGAAACCGGAGAGGCCGAAGCGCAUGAGGUAGCGUCUGCGUCCAGCCAGGAUUCCAACUACCAAACCUUCGUGCAACUUGGCACCGGCAUGGGAAGAUCGGCGAUGGGCCUGGUCGUUCAAGCGGAACUCACAGCUUUCCUGAAAGCGAUGAUUAGGGACCGGUUGGAUGUCAAUUCUCCCGAUUCCGAUCCGGAACGCCUCGACUACAGAUCUCUCCAUUGGGCGGCAUAUUCAGCCAACAAGGACGCGAUCGAGAUCCUCCUGGACGUAGGAGCGGAUAUCACGAUGACCACGAUAGACGUAAUAGAAACGGUGCUUCAUGUUUCCAUCGUCAAGAACAACUACAAAGUCUCCUGA
Ectocarpus siliculosus is the source of this 672-nucleotide messenger RNA. The record is from the annotation of a GenBank genome assembly. NCBI's taxonomy places the organism in Eukaryota, Phaeophyceae, Ectocarpales, Ectocarpaceae.